Molecule: messenger RNA, 936 nt
Organism: Ophidiomyces ophidiicola
Lineage: Eukaryota; Fungi; Ascomycota; Eurotiomycetes; Onygenales; Onygenaceae
Product: Glucosamine-6-phosphate isomerase (Glucosamine-6-phosphate deaminase) (GNPDA) (GlcN6P deaminase)
Exons: 3
Coding region: 1-936 (311 amino acids)
Biological process (GO): N-acetylglucosamine catabolic process; carbohydrate metabolic process; D-glucosamine catabolic process
Cellular component (GO): cytoplasm
Molecular function (GO): identical protein binding; glucosamine-6-phosphate deaminase activity
Source: RefSeq, a predicted model, not a curated record
AUGGACGAGUACGUUGGUCUCCCUCGAGAUCAUCCACAGAGCUACCACAGCUUUAUGUAUAAGCAUUUCUUUUCACACGUUGAUAUCCAGCCAUGCAAUAUCAACAUUCCAAAUGGAAAUGCAGCUGAUCUCGCUGAGGAGUGUGCUAAAUACGAAGAGAAGAUUGCUGCCGUUGGGGGUAUCGAUUUGUUCUUAGGCGGGGUUGGGCCAGACGGCCACAUUGCCUUCAACGAACCUGGAUCCAGCUUGAACUCCCGAACUCGGGUAAAAUCUUUAGCCUAUGACACUCUUCUCGCCAACUCACGGUUUUUCGAUAACGACAUCGCCAAGGUUCCACCCACAGCUCUAACUGUGGGUAUCAAAACCAUCAUGGAUGCCCAUGAGGUUGUCAUCGUUGUGACUGGAGUCCACAAGGCAAAGGCGUUACAGAAGAGCUUAGAGGGGCCUGUCAAUCAUAUGUGGACAAUGUCUGCUCUGCAACUUCACCAACAUCCUUUGAUUGUUGUGGAUGAGGACGCAACUUUGGAACUCAGAGUCAAGACCGUAAAAUAUUUUGAAACAAUUGAGAAAUCUGGUACCGAUGCGCGCACUCAAGGUCCCCCCCUUGUUCACCGCAGCAAACCAUACUACAGACCCAUCACGCCUAGCUCUGGUUUCAGUACCCCCGGCCGCCCUAACCUGGACCUAAAAAUCGACACCGGGUUUUGUCGUCCUAUCCCCCAGGACCCGGACGAACUCACGCCUGAUAGCAUGUCAUCUCGAAUGGCAGAUUCUGCAGUUGCAGGCCUUAAUGGGAUGUUGCUGAGUAGCGAAGUUUUUUUUGACCGAAUGGCAUCCAGAAUGACCUCCAGACCGAAAAAUAAGAAUGGGGUAUCAGUGGGGAACAAAAAGGAAAAGGAAAAACAGAAAGGUUGUGAGGAUGGUCAGAAGUGGUAA